Messenger RNA from Marmota monax (woodchuck), 5027 nucleotides. RefSeq names its product serine peptidase inhibitor Kazal type 5 (gene Spink5). NCBI's taxonomy places the organism in Eukaryota, Metazoa, Chordata, Mammalia, Rodentia, Sciuridae. Gene Ontology annotation, molecular function: protein binding. The record is from RefSeq and is a predicted model, not a curated record. The transcript has 42 exons. Bases 425 to 4258 code for a protein of 1277 amino acids.
UACAUGACGCCAAGAAAGCCACUAAAUUGUAGUUUUUGUUCUUAAAUUCUCAAGACACUGAUCAGAAAGUUGCUGUUCUCCCACAGAGCUUCAGUCUCUAUGGGUGGGUGACAGUCCCUGGCCAGGACUUGCUGCCUAGAGCUGCUGAAGCCAUUUGGCCCCUGCAAAGGAUAAUGCAAACCUGGCAGCUGAGUCACCCAAGCCUGAGACUUGCUCCACCUCUGGACUUCCUGUUAUGUGAGGAUCCUAAAGGAUGGAAGCUAGAUUGGUGUGGUGUAUGAAGUCUAGCAUGAGCCUGAACAACUGGUUUUAUGUGUCACCAACCUGCCAGUAUAUAAAUGAGCUGUGUCUCACAAGUUCGUCUUAGAGCACCAGCUGAGCGAUGCACGGAGCAGACCUGUAGCCACCUUACAUCAUCUUCAACAUGAAGUCAGUCACAGUGUCAAUGCUUCUGACCCUGGCUCUUUGCCUUAUUCAAGAUGCUGCCAGUGAAGAUGCAAAUCAGGAAACAUGCAGUGGAUUUCAAGACUUAAUGAAAAAUGGGAAAUUGUUCUGUUCUCAGGAUAAAAAACUUUUUCAAAGCCCUCAAGGAAAAUUGCUCUUCAACAAAUGUGUCACAUGCAAAAUGAUACUGGAAAAAGAAGCAAAAUCCCAGAAAAGAACUGGGCAUUUAGUGAAAGCCACUGCCCCAACAGAGCUGAAUUGCAGUGAUUUCCAGAAAGGAGAAAAAGAUGGGGAUUUUAUCUGUACUGCUGAUGAUGCUGCAGUUUGUGGCACAGAUGGGAAAACAUACCGCAACAGAUGUGAACUGUGUGCUGAGAAUCAGAAGACCAGCUCCCAAGUUGGCAUAAAAAGUGAGGGAAAAUGUGAAAGCAGUAAUCCAGAACAGGAUGUAUGCAGUGCUUUUCGGGCCUAUGUGAAAGAUGGAAGACUUGGAUGCACAAGAGAAAAUGAUCCAGUUCUUGGUCCUGAUGGGCGAACACAUGGCAAUAAGUGUGCGAUGUGUGCCGAGCUCUUUUUGAAAGAAGCUGCAGAAAAUGCCAAGCGAGAAGGUGAAAAUAGAAUUCGAAGAAAUGCUGAAAAGGACCUCUGCAAGGAAUUUGAGAACCAAGUGAGGAAUGGGAGACUCUUUUGUACACGAGAGAGUGACCCCAUCCGUGGCCCUGACGGCAGGAUGCACGGCAACAAAUGUGCGCUGUGUGCUGAAGUUUUCUUGAGGAACUUUUCUGAAGAAAAAAAUAAAUCAGAUCAAAAUCUGAUUGAGAAUGAAGAAAAUGUUAAAGUUAAAAGAGAAAUUGAGAAACAAUGCAGCGAAUAUCGAGAUCAUGCAAAGAAGGGGAUACUUUUCUGUACCAGAGAAAAUGACCCUGUCCGUGGUCUAGAUGGAAAAAUGCACGGCAACCUGUGCUCCAUGUGCCAAGCCUUCUUCCAACAAGAAGCUGAAGAAAAGAAAAAGGCUAAAGCCCAAGCAAGAAACAAAAGAGGAUCUGAAAAAGCACCUUCAUAUGAAGAUCUUUGCAGUGAAUAUCGACAGUUGGUGAGGGAUGGGAGACUCCCCUGCACCAGAGAGAAUGACCCCAUUCAGGGUCCAGAUGGGAAAAUGCAUGGCAACACCUGCUCCAUGUGUCAGGCCUUCUUCCAAGCAGAAGAACAGGAAAAGAAAAAGAGGGAAAGUACGUCAAGAAAUAAAAGACAAUCUGCUUCCUUUGAGAAGUUAUGUAGUGAAUACCGCAAAUCCUGGAAGAAUGGACAACUUAUUUGCACCAGAGAGAAUGACCCCAUUCGGGGCCCAGAUGGGAAAAUGCAUGGCAACACCUGCUCCAUGUGUCAGGCCUUCUUCCAAGCAGAAGAAGAGGAAAAGAAAAAGAGGGAAAGUACGUUAAGAAAUAAAAGACAAACUGCUUCCUUUGAGAAGUUAUGUAGUGAGUACCGCAAAUCCUGGAAGAAUGGACAACUUAUUUGCACCAGAGAGAAUGACCCCAUUCGGGGCCCAGAUGGGAAAAUGCAUGGCAACACCUGCUCCAUGUGUCAGGCCUUCUUUAAACAAGAAGAAAAAGGAAAAGCAAAAGAUAAGAGGGAAGCUGCAAAGGAAAUCUGCAGGGAAUUCCAGAACUACGUGAGAAAUGGAUCACUCGUAUGCACCAGGGAGCAUAACCCCGUUUUUGGCCCAGAUGGCCAAAUUCACGGAAACAAGUGUUCCAUGUGUUCUAGUGUGUUCCAAGCAGAAGAAGAGGAAAAGAAAAAGAAGGAAAUUAUUUCAAGAAAUAAGAGACAAUCUGCUUCCUUUGAGAAGUUAUGUAGUGAAUACCGCAAACCCUGGAAGAAUGGACAACUUAUUUGCACCAGAGAGAAUGACCCCAUUCGGGGCCCAGAUGGGAAAAUGCAUGGCAACACCUGCUCCAUGUGUCAGGCCUUCUUUAAACAAGAAGAAAAAUCAACAGCAAAAGAAAAAAGGGAAGCUGCAAAGGAAAUCUGCAGGGAAUUCCAGAACUACGUGAGAAAUGGAUCACUCGUAUGCACCAGGGAGCAUAACCCCGUUUUUGGCCCAGAUGGCCAAAUUCACGGAAACAAGUGUUCCAUGUGUUCUAGUGUGUUCAUGCUUGAAGAAGAGGAGACGAAAAAUCAUAAUGAAGAAGAAACAGAGAAAGUUGAGGCUGAAAAAGUUAAGAGAGAAGCCGUGGAGAAGCUGUGCAGUGAAUACCGUCAGUAUGUGAAGGAUGGGUGGCUCCCCUGCACCAGAGAGAAUGACCCCAUUGAGGGCCUGGACGGGAAAAUCCACGGCAACACUUGUUCCAUGUGUGAGGCCUUCUUCCUGCAAGAAGCAAAAGAAAAAGAUAAUGAAUCCAGAGAAAAAGUUAAAAGAGAAUCUGAAAAGGAUAACUGUAGUGAAUUUCGGAGCCUUUUGCAAAAUGGAACUCUUUUCUGCACACGAGAAAACGAUCCCGUGCGUGGCCCAGAUGGCAAGACCCAUGGCAAUAAGUGUGCCAUGUGCAAGGCAGUCUUCAAGAAGGAAAGUGAAGAAAGAAAGAAGAAAGAAGAGGAUGAUCAGAGAAAUUCUUCAGGACAAGGUUCUAAUGGUGGAGGAGGGAAAGCUCAGGAUCCAUGUGCUGAGUAUCGGGAUCAUAUGCAAAAUGGAAAACUCAGCUGUACUCGGGAGAGUGAUCCUGUACGUGGUGCCAAUGGGAAAUCAUACAACAACAAAUGUGUCAUGUGUAAAGAGCUACUGCAAAAAGAACUAGAGGAAAAAGAAAAGAAUUCUGGCAUCAGAUCAAAUGAGACUGGAUCAGAGUCAGGAAAGGAUGUAUGUGAUGAGUUUAGAAGCCAACUAAAAAAUGGACAACUCAUCUGCACUCGAGAGAGCGACCCCGUCCGGGGUCCUGAUGGCAAGACACAUGGCAAUAAAUGUGCCAUGUGUAAGGAGAGGCUGGAAAAGGAAGCAGCUGAGAAAAAAAAGAAAGAAGAUGAAGAAAAGAAAAAUACAGGGGAAAAGAACAACAACAAGGAGGAUCUGUGUUAUGAAUUCCGGAGCAAGCAGAAAGAUGGAAAGCUUGUCUGCACCAGAGAAAAUAACCCUGUUAGAGGCCCAGAUGGCAAGAUGCAUGUCAACAAGUGUGCCAUGUGUCUGAGCGUCUUUGAGCGAGAAGCCAGUGAAAGAAAAAAUGAUGAAGAGUCAAGUUCCAAGCCUUCAAACAAGCCUUCAAAUGAUGCAAAGGACCAGUGCAGAGAGGUUCAGAGUGAAGCAGAGGAUGCAAAGUUUAGACAGUCUGGGAGUACCUUGGCCUCGGUUGCCGGGAUCAGAGCAGAUGAGUGCAGUGAGUUUCGGAAACACUUGAGGAAUGGAGAGCUCAUCUGUACCCGAGAGCAUGACCCCGUGCGAGGCGAAGACGGAAAGUUCUACAGAAACAAGUGCCACAAGUGCAGAGCUGUCUUUCAAAAAGAAACUUUUGAAAAGGUAAAACUUCAUAAAAUGUCAUUCCACAUUAGAGCUUCCGAAGAGGAAAAAAGCCCAGGUUCACCCAAUUCUUCUCUGGAUUCCGAGAUGUGCAAACAGUACCGAGUGCUGCCAAGGAUGGGUUUUCUUUGCCCAAAGGAUUUACAGCCUGUCUGUGGUGAUGAUGGACAAACAUAUAACAACCCUUGUAUGCUCUGUCAUGAAAACCUGAUGCGUCAAAUGAAUAUACACAUACGUAGUGAAGGGAAGUGUGGGGAAAGCAGCAUCCCAGAAACCCCUGUGGACGCACAGGCAUCUGACAAAUGAUUCAAGGAUUGGUGGAUGCAAUGAGGGAAAAAAUAUGCCCUAAAUUCUGAACCUCCUACCUUCGUCAUCUGUAUAUAUAAAGAAUGCUUCAGAGUUCUUCUUAUUUACUAUAGAAAACAAUGCAGAGCUGUUGGGACUGGACCCACUGAUUUUCAGUCUUUUUCCAUCUCUUUCCUCCUAGACACUGUGGUCUUAGAGCACACAGAAAUCCCCACCUGGUCUGUGCUCUGAAAUGCCCUGAUCACAGUGUUGUCUGUCCAACUGCCCGUUUAAUAAAAGUAGACUCCGCAGAACACCCUUUGGGGGAUUUCUUUGUCACUGCCUAAGAUAAAAGGAACCUUUUUUUUUUAAAUUUUUUACAGAAGCUGGAUAAACUCUACCCUUUUGUCUUGCUAAUAAACUCACUGGUAGACAGACUACUCAUUUUCUUUAUGUUCAAGUUGCUGUCAUAGUUGGGAAGGAGUGCCUAGGUAGGGAGAAGGCAGUGUGGACCCCUAUGCAUCCAGCAGUAUAUAAAGCUGCCUACUACAAUACCAGUUCUCCUAUUUGGCUCCUACAUUUUCAUGAAGAGCAUAACUAUCUCUCAGUUACGUAAAGCCAUCCAGUGAACUAGCGAACUAAUGAAUAAUUUCUCAUACCCAGCCAUGUUACCUCUUGACAAUUCCAUAUAUGGGUGCUUUGUACCCAUAAUCUGGGAAAGACUAAGGAAAUGAUUACCCAUAUGUUCAAGUCCCCAGAGUAGCAAUCUCCAAUAAAACAGUACAAUCCA